This is a messenger RNA of Cololabis saira (Pacific saury), 1948 nucleotides long. Its product is annotated as LBH domain-containing protein 2. The record is from RefSeq and is a predicted model, not a curated record. The transcript has 4 exons. NCBI's taxonomy places the organism in Eukaryota, Metazoa, Chordata, Actinopteri, Beloniformes, Belonidae. Bases 91 to 435 code for a protein of 114 amino acids.
GCAGCAUCCUCCUCCUCCUCCUCGGCAGCGGCAGCUCCAGUGUGAUGAAGCCGCGCAGGACGGAGGAACUCCCGCUCUGAGACACGCAGGAUGACUGAGGUGAUGAACUCUCUGGAGCCGGGGACGGAGGACUUCAGUGGAGGAGGAACCGGAGGAGAGCAGGGCUCAAAACAGAUCUUCCCAGGUACUCAUGACAGGUAUCCCAAGUUGUCCAAGAGGCUUCCGUCCAUCGUGGUGGAGCCCAGCGAUGCAGCGGAGGUGGAGAGCGGGGAGCUCCGCUGGCCGCCGGAUGAACCCAGCGCCCCAGACGCUGCUGAGAGCCGAAGCGUGGACGAGCAAUCGACAGACGAGGAGGAGGCGAGCGGCGGAGCGGGUGAAGAGGGUGAAGAGGGUGAAGAGGGUGAAGAGGCCUCCGGGGUGCAGAUGCAGGACUGAACACACUCUCCUCCGGUGACACACGUGACUGUGAGCGUGUCUGGACCUGGACCGGAGGGAACCAGACCUCACAGAUCAGCACCUUUAAGGACAGAAAUAUUAGGAAGGGAGGAUGGUAGAGAAAUUGAUUCCCAAACGAGUCCUGUCAGCACGUUCAGAGUAAAGGAUUUUGUUCAGAAACAUGUACGUUAAUACUGGCCAAUAAAAAGGGACCAAUAUAGAGGGAAUGCGCAUGGCGUCACAGAUGCGGCAUCACAGCGGGUUACGUCCACUGAGUGGCAGAAAGACUGAGUGUCAGAAAGACUGAGUGUCAGAAAGACUUUCAGUUUGAGCAACUGGAAAACAUCUAAAAUGGGAAAGAGCUGUUGUGCGAUCGACUGUACUCAUAGGGUUAGCAAGAAAUCAGAGUUAUCGUUUUACAGACUGCUGAAAAAUAAGCUUAAGAGAGACAAAUGGAUCGCUGCAAUUCACAGAAACAACUGGAUUCCAGACACCGAAACGUGGAUUUGCGGUUCCCAUUUUGUAUCAGCUAAUGUUGGAUUUUUGGGUAGCUAACGUUAAACGUUAAUCACUUUAAUUUCUACAACAAAUCCUGCCUUGAAGUAGGACCAAGCAUCAAGACUUUUGUUUGCCUUCAAGCUUUGCUUCGUGUAUUUCCCCGGUGUAGAAAUUAAGUACAUAUAAAUAUCAGGAAACUGGAUUGGUGGCCAAAUAUUAAUGUCCAUGGACCACUGGUUCUUGGUAACUGUAUCAAAUAUUAAUGUCCAUGGACCACUGGUUCUUGGGGUAACUGUACGGGUCACUGUUAAGUCCAACUGCCUUUAAUUUAAGCCGAUAAUCAGCUGUUAUCCCGUCUUCUCCACUAGUUGCAGCCAUUUUUGCUGAUGUUUUGCCACUCAGUGUGAGUAAGGGGGCGUAAUUGGGGAAGUGACGUCAAUGCAGACCCUCUAUUCCACUCUGUCAUAUUUUUUUCCCACAUCACAGUUUGACUUAGAUGAGAAGUUGGCUGCAUUAAAAUAAAAACUUGUUUUCUGUGUCCUCCCUUCCAUCACACCUGCAGUCACACUUCCGGCUUUGUAAAUAAGGAUUCACCUGAUGAGCUUUUCAUUUGCAGCGAGACCUGGACAGGUGUUUUCUAAAUACUGUGUUAAGCAUCCAGCUUUUGUGUGCCAUACAGCCACUAAUGGUAGUUUUUACUCAAGCUGUAAAAGUGCUGUAGUUUGGUGAUCUUUGUCUCAUUUUGUAAAAAGUGUAUCAGAGUAUUUGAUUAAGAACAAAUCUAUGUCUUUAUUUGAUGUUAUGGCUUUCUUUACUAUUCUAUGUUCAUACAGUAGAUGUUAAAGGGGGUGUAAAUGUGAUGUUUUCCUCACAACAUUAUAGCAAUAUGUUCACUGGAAUUUCAAGACAGUCCAUUUUGUUACUGAAGUCUAAAGAAACAGUAUAUUUUAGAUGGCUGUUGCUUGUCCCCGUUGUAUUUUUUUAAAUACUAGAAGCAUAACUUAUUGCAGAAGAA